Linum tenue is the source of this 483-nucleotide messenger RNA. NCBI's taxonomy places the organism in Eukaryota, Viridiplantae, Streptophyta, Magnoliopsida, Malpighiales, Linaceae. The record is from the annotation of a GenBank genome assembly.
GGUACCACCAGGUUUAAGCUCCCUCAAACCGUAAGCUACAGUGAGGAAGAUGUGAAGCUUGCUCACUAUAUCUUUGCUGAAGAUCUUCCACCUGACGAACCCUUGGUCCAAACUAUGAUGGAAGUUUAUAGCCGGAAGACAUUGUGGAGCUUAUGCCCUGACUCAUGUGUCCAUGCCGAUGUAAUUACAGCAUUAGCUUGCCACUUGACCCUUGACGAACUUUGGAGGGAUGCUGAUCGUGGAAAACGGGUGUGCUUUCUGCCUACAGAAUUCCAGGACCUUGUCAUGAAUUGUGGCAUGACACCUACUAUUGCAUUAGAGGCAUUCCAUACAAAAUUCCUUUCAAAAGCUCUAAACUGCAGAAAGGUGUGUCUGCCCAUGCAAGAUACUAUGGAUGAUGGAGGAAUUCAUUGGUUUUUAGCUAUUAUUUUAGUGGACAAGAAACAAGUCCAAAUCCUGGAUUCGUUUCCAUCUCAGGAGCGG